AUGUGGCUCGUUUACGUUGGACUAUUUAUUUUAUUCAUAUUCUUACUUGAUUACUUUCUGAUUGACAAGAGGAAGCUGGAGCUUUCUAAGCAAUUCAAUGGACCACUGAGGCUUCCACUUAUUGGAACUAUUUACAUCUUCUUUGGAGCAUCCACAAAAGAUUAUUACAAGCUUGUCAAAGACAGUAUGGACCAAUUUGGCAAAACAGGUAACAAAAUAGUGCGUUCAUGGAAUGGACCAUCAUUAGAAUUAAAGAUUGACGACUAUAAACUUCUUGAAGCAAUUACAACGAAUCAAAAUUUCUCAGCAAAAAGCUCACAAUAUAGUUUUAUGCAUGCUGCAGUCGGCGAAGGACUAUUAUUCAGUUCUGGAAAGAAGUGGUUUAAUAGACGAAGGAUCAUCACACCAACCUUCCAUUUUAAGAUUCUCGAGCAGUUUUUUGAAAUUUUUGUAAACCAAAAUAAGAAUUUGAUGGAAACGAUUAGAAGUGAACCAAAUGGAAAACCUUUUAACAUCUUUCCAGUCAUAACUUCCUCAAUUCUAAGCUCAUUGUGUGAAACGGCAAUGGGAUAUGAAAUGAAAGCUAAAGAUUCUGAUUAUCUUAAUGCUGUCAAGCAACUUGGAAAGAUUGUAGCUACAAGAUUUGUCACGCCUUGGAAAAAAAGUCAGUUCCUUUUCAGUUUCACUAAUGCUAGUAAGAUUCAGGAAAGAUAUGCAAAAAUAAUGCGAGAAUUUACAACUAAAUUGAUUGAGGAACGAAGAAAGGUUUUGUUAAAUAAGGCUGAAGACUUAGAGCAUUUGGAUGACGAAGAUGUUGGUUUAAAGAAGAAAAUGUGCUUACUUGAUGUUCUGCUCCAGUCAACAAUUGAUAAUAAGCCAUUGAGUAAUGAAGAUAUUCAGGAAGAAGUUGACACAUUUACAUUUGCAGGGCAUGAUACAACAACAAAUGCGAUUUGCUUCACACUUUACAUGAUCGCUAAGCAUCCGGAAGUACAAGAGAAACUAAAUAAAGAGAUCCAAGAAGUACUUGGAGAUGAAGAAUUGACAUUCAAAAGCUUAAAUGAAUUUAAAUACCUUGAGUUGGUGAUUAAAGAAAGUUUGAGGUUAUAUCCACCAGCACCGAUCAUCGCAAGACGUCUCUUUGAAGAAGUGGACUUUGGUGAUUUUAUAGCACCAGCAAAUACAAAUUACAACUUGAUCUUUUUCAGUGCCUUCCGUAAUCCUGAAGUUUUUGACAAGCCAGACGAGUUUGUUCCUGAGAGAUUUUUGAAGGAUAUGCCAGCCUUUGCAUUUAUUCCAUUUAGUGCUGGUCAACGAAAUUGCAUAGGUCAAAAGUUCGCCAUGACAAGUAUCAAGACCAAUAUUGUGAAUAUUUUGAGACAAUUCACUGUCAUUCCAGGUGAUAAAGAACCAGAAGUUGAGAUUAACCUCACCCUCAAGUGUGACUCACUUCUUGUUGGUUUUAAAAGCAAAUGA
Messenger RNA from Chironomus riparius, 1476 nucleotides. Lineage: Eukaryota; Metazoa; Arthropoda; Insecta; Diptera; Chironomidae. The record is from the annotation of a GenBank genome assembly.